UUUCCCAUAAGAAAAAAAAGAAGAAAAACACACACAUUUAACGUUUCGGUCGCUCCUGCUGCUGUGUGUGCGUGUGUGAACGAACCAAAUAUAUACACACACGAGCGCUGGGAGGACAGUGAAAUCGAAUUUGCUGUUUAUAUAGCACAAUUCGAUGGCUGAUAAUGCCGCCGCCGUCGCCGAAAAAUCGGUUGCCCAAUAUCGCUAGCAUCAGAACGGGAAAGAGAACGAGUGCGAUUCCGAGUACGUUUCCCACAAAGUAUCGUGGUCGUCGUCGUCGUCGUUGUCCUGCUGCCGUGCCCCGCCCCCUUCGCCCGCGACACCGCCCCCUCUGCGCCGUACGCACGCAUCGAUUUGGGCUAAACGUUAGAUACCUCCUAACGCAGUUGUUAGGGUGGAAAGAACGGCCAGGGAAAAUUGAAUGCGCUACACUGCUGGGCGAGCUGCAAUGCCGUGCUUAAAUGCAAUGCGCUGAUACGGAUCCGGUGCCGCUCCUGGUCUGGUCCGCAUCCAAGCGAAAAACUGCGAAUAGAACAAAACAACAAAACCGAAAACAAUCUCGUGAAAUCCCGGAAUACAGUGCAAUACAACGAAACGAAACAGAACAAAACGAAACGGACGGAACGUAUCGAAAGGCAGGAGGAUAGACCAAAUCAAGACCAAGAAAUCCAAGUGGAAAGUGUUGUGUUGUGGAGUGGUAGUGAUGAUAUAGCUAUUGGCCAAAACAAUACAUCCCGAUAACAGAAAGAGAGAGAUCAAUUCGAGGAGUUGAAAAUGUUUAUUGUAUAAUUUCCAAUUGAGCAGGUGUGCGUGCGAGUGUGUGCGUAUGUGUGUGUGUGAGUAGUUUUUGUUUUUCGCUGCUUCUUCUUGCGGUUUAUUUGUCAACAAAAAGAAGAAGGAAGAACGAAGCAGUCUGCGUGCAGUAGUAAAUUGUUGUUCGCCCCGCACUGCUUGCAGGAGUGGCGAAGCAGAUAACUUGUGCAACGCAACCACGGACGACCCAGUGGCCUCCACAUGAAGACCAUGUCGCGCUUCGGCCUGCGCCGUGGAUUCAAGUUCUCGGAGGAGCAGGUCAACGGCAAGAAUCCAAUUGGACCGGCAACGACUCCAGCCUCGACCGUUGCCGCAUCCAAUCCGCGCAAGAAACGGCAGACCCGGCAGGAGGAGGAUGUGGACGCGGAACAGGAAGAGGUGGAGCCGCACGAGGAUCAGCCGGAGGCGGAACAGGAACCGCUCUCGCUGAUCUGCAGUCUGCCGCUGGAGCGCCUGCCCCGUUUGGUGGAGAAGCUACAUCAGAUGACGGAGGAACGGGAACGAGAACGGGAGAGGGAGCGCGAGCGGGAAGAGGCCGCCGGCCUGGGUGGAACCGCGCACUCGAAGGUCCUGUGUCUGUACUGUGAUAGGAAGUUCGCCUCCGGCAAGCUGCAGGCCAAGCAUGUGGAGAAGUUCCACACCGAGCGGCAGGAGCGACGCUGCAGCGGUCGUUCCACCAGCUCUAAUUCCCAUCCCGCCGGCGGCUUCCCCGGCUGCCAGUGGUGCAGCCAGCAGGGCAAUCGACGCCAGGCCACGCCCCCGCAGAUUUGCCUGCCGGCCAAGCAUCUGGAGCAGCUGUUCCAGCACCUUAGCGAGCAGCAUGCGGAUAAGUAUUUCGGCUGCCAGCAGUGUCGCCUGCGGUUUCAGGACGCGGAUCACCUGUUGGGACACCAGCGCCAGCAACAUCCGCUGCAGCAUCCGGACGAUGGUCAUGCUCCCAAGCCGGGUCUAAUGGGUGCCGACGAACCGGUACUCUUUCGACUCGGUCUUACCCAGAACCGUCUGCCCAGCCAUCGGAAUCGAAACCAGCGCAAGGAGGAGGAACCGCCGCCCCUGGCCACGCCUAGCAGCAAAUCUCGGAGCAGCAGUCGGGCGGCAGCGCAGCGACAGCAACAGAAUCAGCAUCAACAGUCGCAGACACAUCAGCAGACCGCUGCGGCGGGAACUAUGGCUCUACAGGAAGCUGUCAAUCCGGAUGCAGUCUUCCGGCUGCCAGCCAGCAUGGCCUGCGUCUCAUCCUCCGCCUCCGUCGCCAACUCAUUGUUCGAUGACAAGUUCUACAAGGAUGUGAUCUUUAAUGUGCGCCACAACCUCCAGAAUCACCUUGACGGACGGCUGUUCACCUCUUCUACGACGUUAUCCACAACGUCAGCUUCAACGUCGUCCGCAUCCCAGAAGCCAGACCUCAUCAUGCUGCACGGACCCAGCCAGCUGGGACCUGGCGGUGCUUCCUAUCCCACGUUGCUGACCUCGGAUCAAUUUGGCGGCACGGGGGAACUGCUGCCGCUGGCCAAAUUCCGCCGGAGACCACAUACGAAGCACAGCUGGAAGUGGAAGUGGGACUACGUGAAGAAGUUCACGCUGAUCAACGAGGGCGGGCGGCUGGUGAAGAAGUUAAAGCAGCCAAACUACUUGGGCCUGCGCGAUCUCUCCAAGCUGGACAUGUGGACGCAACUGACAAUGCGCCAGAAGCACGAUCUCUCGCUCUCAUUGGCGGAGGAGCAGAACCAGGAGCAGCGUCGCCUGCUGGAGCAGCUCAAUCUCAUCCUGGACCACCGCCUGCUGCCGCACAUCAUCCUGGAGCAGAACGAGCAGGCGGUCAUCAAGUGCGAGAACGAGGAGGAGGAUGAGGGCCUGGACUCGCAUCCUGGUGACGAUCUGCUGCCGCAGACAUUUGCCGACGAGAGUUUUCUCUCCCUGCUGCAGCUUCAGCCCAGAAGCGGGACCAGCGAUCAGGAUCGGCAGCGGGAACGGGAGAGGGACCAGCGAGAGCGUAGCAGGAACCGAAAGGCCGUCGUGCUCAGCGGCGAGUGGGCACGGCCGCGACUCUACCUGUGCAUCUGUUGCGGCGCCAAGUUCGACCAGCGCAAGUCGCUGGAGGAGCACAAGACCUUUCGCCACUCGCACAUCUACGCCACGCACUACGAGGUCGUGGGACGCGAGCUGCUGGCCGGCAAUCUGCUGCGCCACCUCUUCAUCCCGAAACGGGCACUGGGACGCUUUGCCGCCGCGAGCAACUGCAUCCGUUGGCCGCAGAUUGCGCCGGCCGCAACAGUGCAGCAGCCAAAGCAGGAGCAGGUGCAACCGGAGGAGGAGACCAGAUCGUCUGUCUCCUCGCGCUCAUCAUACGAGGUGUCUACGCCGACUCCGCUCUCGGCACUGGAGCAGCAACAACCAUCACCGGCCUCCGGAUCGGGCAAUGCGUCUUCAUCGUCGUCCUGCUCGCCCAGUUCAUCCUCCGCCUCCACGCUGCUGUCCACCGCCCGCACCUCGAUAUCCAACUCCACCUGCACCUCCUCCGCUGCCACCACGACGCUGUCGUCCUCCUCGUCCGCUCCUUCCAGUUGCACCAAGUGCGGCCGCAAGUGCAGCGGCCUCAUGGAUCUCUACCGCCACAUGUUGGACUGCUCCGGCGACUAUGUAUGGUCGCUGGCCAAGAAGCGCAAGUAUCGCUACUACUGCGGCACCAAAAAGCGACGUGCCUUCUCCAAGAAGCCGCUCAAGCAGCUUUCCGCCCGAAAGAAGGAAAAGCUGGAAGUGGAAGUGGAGGAGGGAACGGGCGAUGGCGAUGCCGAGGGCGAAGGCGAUGGUGAGGCGGAGGGUGAGGAGAGCGUGUCCAGUUCAUCCAAGUUGAAGAACUCGCCACGCCAAAGACCCAGCGAUGCUGAAUCCAUUCGAAAAAUGCUAGAGAACCUGCCCGCCAAGCGCAUCUGCAAGAAGAUCUUCCCCGUGGACAAUAAGGCCAAGCGCAAGGCCAAGAACAAGGCCAAGUCCAUGGCCAAGUCGCUGGUCAAGUCGAAAUCCAAGCAGCAGCGCAGCAGCACCAAGAGAAUCUACAAUCAGCACCUGCUGCGCACCACCAGAUCCCGUUCGAGAUCAUCUGUGGUGGCCACCGGCUCCUCGGCCGCUGCUGUUGCCGCACAGCAGCAGCGCAGUCGCCGCAAGCAGAAGCAGCAACAACAAAAGCAGCAGCAGCAGCAGCAAAAGCAAAAGGCCAAACUGGAGAAGGUGAAAUCUCCGCCAGAACCGCCGGUUUCAGUGGAAACAGAUCCAACAAAGCCGGAGGCGAAACCGCCCACACCGACAGUCACUGCCAAGUCACGAUCUCCCGCUGAGGAAAAGCCAUCCUUGCGGCUGGAGCUAUCACAAACUCUUUCGGAGGCAGCUGCUCCACCCGCCUCCGUUCAUGGAUCAGAGCCCGCGUCGCCCACUCCCAGCAAGCAGCUAAUGCCCACACCGCCCACUACCCCAGCGCCAGCCACCAAAUCCCCGCCAGCUGCUGCAGCCAUGGCUUCUCCCUUCUCCGGCACCAAUCGACUGGCGACGCCGAACUCGACUGUAAAGCGCAGCAAGAGGAUUAGCGACUGCAUAGCCAUGCUCACCGGCAAACUGGAGGAGAAGCUCAAAACGGAGCAAGUGCCUCCGCCUGCGCCGCUGGAUAAGGAAAAGGAGAAACUCCAGCAGGAUAAGCCAGCUGAAAAGCACGACAAGGAACCGAAACCAAUGGAGUCACCUGCAGCCGCAGUGGAUGCCGAAAAGGAGCGAGUGCAGCCAAAGACGCCCAAACGCAAGGCGGUGUCACGGCGCAUAAUCAAAGUGGAUGCCACCCCAGAGUCGAUACAGGUGCCGAUCCAGAUGCAGAAGGCACCGGCAAUGGAGCUGCCAGAAGCAAUUACCAUACCACCUGCCGUUCCACCCCCUGCACUUGCUCCACCAACUUUGAUUGCCGCUCCUGCUCCUCCAGUCCUGCAGCCACCCAUAUUUGCCAGCAUGCCAGUGCCUGCGCCUGCUCCUGCGCCAGUUGCUCCACCACCAGCCGUGGCACCAGCUCCUCUGCCAGUCGCUGCACUUGUUCCUCUGCCAGUCACUGCACCCGCUCCUCCGCCAGUCGCCGCUGCUUUGGCUCAUCCGCCGACGAGACGAACGCCCACCAAGGCGGCGGCCAAACAGAUGGGUGCCCCACCACCCAAACCACCAGCUUCGUUGGCCGCCCUGAAGCAGUAUCCUCCGCUGGAACCGACGCUGCCAGUGCCGGCUCCGAAUCCAACGCCCGUUCCUGUGGCCGUUCCUCUCGCGCCUGUGCCUGUGCCCGUACCGGUACCCGUGCCCGUGGCAAUGCCGUUGGGAAUGCAGGGAAUGACAGUGCCUGUGAAUGUUAACAUGCUACCCAAACUGCCGCUGUAUAUGCCACAACUGCAAGCACCUGCAAAUCCCAAUCCCGCACCCACAGCAAUGUACGUCAUGGCGGAUCAUCAGCCGCUGAAUCUCACCAGUCAGCGAGGAGUGCUCCAAAAGCCAUUGAUUUCUGGCACCACGGGGGAUCCGGGACUCGUCGGACUGCCGCACCAUCGUGCUGGCGGUAUGCCCGCCAGGCGGCAGACGAUCUGUGGUUUCGAGGCCCGAAAUCUGAUCGGCUUGGACAUGGAAAUGGAGCCGCUGGAUUUGUCAAAGAAGUCGAGCAGAAAGCCGUCACCGGUGCCGCCGCCAAGAAUGCAGCAAGAGUUGUCAAUGCCACUGGUGCCACUGCCCUUGGUGACGGGUGCAAAUGCGCUGGCGCCGCAACCGCAGUCAGGUGGUGCAGCACUUACGACGCCAGGUGGUGUUGCUCCAGUGCCCUGCCAGCUGCCCAUAGCAGGCGGAGUGCCGGCACCACUGGCCUCGCACUAUUACUCCAACUUGGAUCUGCUGAAGAUCCCACAGGUGCGCAAUCCUGGCACUGGCGUGGUGGUGCCCUCCAGUGGUCCACCACCACCAGUUUCGGUGUCCGCAACAGUUGCAGUGCCCGUUCAUCCCGCCAAGAGCUCGGGUGGCAAGAAGCGCUCAACGGAGGGAACGGGCAGCUCCAAAAAGGAUCACGGAAAGGGUCAGGCCAAGGCGUGUCCUCGCAUGGAUGAGGUGGUCAACAACCAUAUCGACGAUGCGAUCAACUCGGUUAUCAUGGCUGUACAAGCGAGCUUUCCGGACGACGAUGAGGAGGAGCAGCAGGCCAAAAAGGAAAAGGAAAGAGAGAGAGAACGCGAAAAGGAGAGGGAGAAGGAAAAGGAAAAGCUGGAAGAACUGCCUCCCAAGUCGAGCAACUGCAUCAUGCCGUUGCAACCCUCCGCAGAGGUGCUGUCGUCGGCAGCCCUGGACAAAUCCCAACCUCUAAAUGCUGUUCUCCCUAUUGUCGCUCCACCUGCUGCUCUGGUGCCAGUGGCACCUGCUCCGCAGCCAGUGCCUGUCAAGAAUCUGACGCCUAAGAAGCGUUCCAUGCGCUCGCGAACCAUCGACUGUCGCUCCGCCCUGCUCGCCUUGGAGGAAACUCUGCCGGCCGCAUCCAUGCAGCAGUGCAUCCCGUUGCCGGUGAAUGGCGAUGCGAAAGUAGAGUUGCCAGCGCUGCCGGAUGCAAUCCCAGCGCCUGCACCCGCUGCUGUAGUUUGCCCACAACUGCCCAUUCAGGUUCAAGCUCCAAUAACGAGUCUCAGGGACAAGAAGGUGGAAACUGUAAAUGUAAUGGCUACCAAUCCGAUGACGAUUUCGGCAGCUACUCCGCCAGUGGAGUCUCCGGAAUCGCCGGAUCCUGUUAUGCCAGUGAGCCUGCCGCAGCCGGAGACGUCUGUUCCUGCACCAGUGCCCGUCUCCGUCAUCUCGGUGGCGCCCGCCGUGCCACUACCAGCACGCACAGCGACACCACCGCCCACCACGAUGGCGGAGACGAACUGCAGCUCCCUGAUGGAGGAGCACUGCAGCAAUCUGAACAACAACACCUCGUCGGGCUUCCAUAGCCUCGCCCAAUCGGAGCAGCCGAUUCCAACGGCGACGACGCCAGCUGAUGAACCUCCGCCGAUCAAGGAGGAUGAGGAGCUGCCCGCCAAAAAGAAGCAACGUCGUCGGCGAAAGAACGAACUGGCCGCCAUUGUGGCCGAUCAAUUGCUGGAAAGCUUUAAGAUCGACAAUGCCCGCAGGGAUAACCUCAAGAAGCUGGAGAAUCUGGCGUACGAGAAAAGCGAGGAUUUGCUGCUCACCGGAAUGCUGCUGAUGUCCAGCACCAAGCGGAAUGCAGCAUUGGGACCAUCCUCCGCGGCUGCCGCGAAGCUGGCAAAGAAGGAGGCGGCCGAGACAGUCGCGGAGUCACCAGCUAAUCCGCCCGUGCGCGGCAGGCCAAAGCGUCGCCAGAGUUGCUACUAUCGAAGGGGCAAGGCUGGAGGAGUUGGUGGCGUUGGCAAGGCCACCAAUGAGAAUAUCAGUCUGCUCAAAUCCUCGCUGGAGUCCUUCUCCAUUGGCAUCGAGAAGCAGCUGUUGGCCAAGGAGGCGAGGGAGGCUAAGGAGGCGCAGCCGGCGGGUGGAAACAAUCAGGCCCAGCUGCCCGUUAGCUCCAUUCUACGGCCCAGCAUCCUGAGCAGCGCCGUGGCCAGGGAGCAACAGUUGACGAGGCUGCAGCAGAGUAAGCUGGAGAAACAGGAGCAGCUACCUCCGGCGGCCACUUUCAGUCGGGAUCCGCGGCUCAACAAGAACAUACACAAGGAGCAGGCGGAGCACAAGGUGCCAGCCAAGGAGCAGCCAGCGGCGGCGACAAACGAGAGUCCCGAGGAGGAUGACAACUACCUCACGGAGAUUGCGAAGAACGUUAACGAGAAGAUCAUGUCGGCCACCACCAACGAGGACUUUGAGUUUGCUCACGACGAGUUCGACGGCGAAGGAGAUCCCGACCAGGAUCAGGACCAGGACAAAUACUAUCGCCCGCCCACCUCGAUGAGUGUGCGCAGUGCUCCGAAUCUGAAUGAUGAGCACUCGAACUUUGGUUCCAUGUGCGACGAUAACACGAACACCGAGGUGAUGGACAUGGAUCUGGACGAUGAGAUGAGCGUGUACACUAGUUACUCCCAGGAUCUGGGACGUGGCGGACGCGGCCGCCGAAGAAGGAGGCGAAGGAGUGUGCUGCUCACGCGACGUCCCAAGAAACGGACGCAGCGCAGCGAACUAGAUGCCGAAAAAUACGGUUGCAAGCUGUGCGGCAAAAGCUUCUUCACCUCCACCUCGCUGUCCAAGCACAACAUGACCCUGGCCCACGUGUCCAAGGUGUCUGCCCAGGAGUACCUGCAGUCGCAGACGGCGCCGUCUAGUCCGCAAGAUACGCACGAUCUGGAAAACAAGAGGGAACGCCCAGCUGAGGCGAUGAUGCGGCAUGAGGAGGAGCAGCCGGCGACAGCUCAGCAGCAGAUGAGAGCCUCGGUCCUCAUGGCGCCCGCUCAGAUGGCCCAUCAGGAAAGGGAACGGGAGCGGGAGCUGCAGAGGGUCCAGGAGCAGGAGAGGAUACAGCUGCAAAGGGAGCAGGAGCAUCGCCAUCAGCAGCAGCAGCAAGAGCAAGUGCAUCAUGUUAUCACGGAGGCAAGUCUGCGGCUGCACGACAACCAGCACAGUCCCACAGCUCCGACCGCCUCUCGCCUCAAUCUCAAUCCCGACGAGCGCCUGUUCUACGAGUGCUGCAAUAUACUGAAGAGCGCAGAGACGCCACGUCCGCAUCCCGGCGGCGGGGCUGGUCCAGCCACCACCUCGGUGAUCGUGACGGCAGGCAGAAAGCAACCACCGCCGCCUCCAGCAUCACCCUCGCCAUCUCGAUCAUCCUCGCUGCCGCCACCGGCUUCACCUUCGCCAUCGCUUCCUCCACCUGCGUCGCCAUCGCUUUCCCUGCCACCUCCAGCCUCUCCGUCGCCGUCUCCCUCGCCGCCGCCACCUGUCGAGGCACCGCCUCCGGCACCAGCACCUGCUGCUCAGUCAGCGCCAACGGUGUGCCACCAGCCGGUCAUCCAACAGCUGUUCCGGAACCCGCCAGCAGUCACCCCCACCACCACGCCCACCAACCACAAUCGGCUCUCGCCCAGCUACUCGGCUGUGUCCCAGUUUUCGGCCACCACCACGUCCCGCUUCAAGACGAAGGCCGCCAUGAAGGGCUACGAGAACGUGAACCUGCAGAUGGACAUGCUGGAGCUGGCCAAGUCGGGUCGUGGAGUCUGCAAGCUAACGGAAUUGGCGGACAUUGCGCUGGGAAGUGAGAAACCAGGUGGAGACUUUCUGCCCCAUUUGCCGCCUGCACCGGUGGCUCCGACGGUGUCAUCUCUACCGCCUGCGAACCAACAGACGCCCACGCCAACACCCACGCCCACGGGCACGCCCACAGUGACGCCCACGGGCCCGAUGGAGCAGCAGCAGAGUUCCACAUCCUCGAAGACCAUCAUGCACGCGUCCAUUAUCAAGGCGGCGGCGGGUGUGGCCAGCUCGGCCACGCUGCCACCAGCAUCCGGAAGGAUUAUCAUACCCGACCGGCCGUUCAAGAACAUUGGACUGGAGGAGAAGGCGCCCAUAACGUUCCAGAAGCCCAAGACGUGCGUGAAUCUGCUGCAGGAGCAGGACAACAACAGCGUUUCGACGGCCAGCUACUCGGAUCGUGAUGACUACGACUUCGGGACCCUGAGCUGCGAUGGUGAUGUGGAUCCGGAGCCAGAACCAGAGGUCAGAGGUGGAGUCGUCGCCCCAGGGCGAGUGGCUCAACCGCAGGCAGGAGGACGUGCCGUUUCCACAUCCAGUUCAUCGUCCUCCUCAUCCUCGUCGGCGGAAAACAGCAGAACGGGCAGCCGGAGUAGCAGCAGCAGUUCUAGUCGGGCCACGGCCAAAACCUUCGAGAACAAGUCACUUAUCAUGGGACGGAUUUUCAAGCACGCCAGCAGUGCCAAGGCCGCGCCAGCGAUUGCCCCCUCGGCGGCCCUGCUCCCGGGUCCCAGUGUGGUGCCCGGAAUGGCGAAGAUCAAGGCGCUGCCCAAGAACCAAGCCAAUCUCGACCAGAUCUUCGAUGAGUUGCGUGGCGGCAGCGGAGCGGCCAAGGCAUCUGAAAUGGAGGCACAACCCACACUGGUGCAGGAGAGCUGGGAUCGGCAUCAUCCGCAGCAGAUGCAGCCACACCACCACCAUCAGCAGCAGCAGCAUCAUCAUCAUCACCAUCAUCACCACCACCACCAUCAGGUGGAGCCCAUGGCGGCGCCAGCAGCUCCGGCAGCGCCGGCGGCAAUGCCAGCACCUAGUGCAUUACCACCGGGCAGGAAGCCAAAGAACUCCACGGCCAACACUGCCAAGAAGGCAACCAACAAAUCCGCACCGACCAAGACAAAGGGGAAAUCAAAGGUGGAAGCUGUUGCUUCCGGUUCUUCCUCGUCCAAUCGCAAACCACGAAAGGAUUUGAGCAAGCUGCAGUCCGAACUAGGCAUGAGUCACGAAGAGAUCGAGCAGCUGAUCGACGAGGGACAGCGCAAGUCCAAGCGUCGCUGUGCCACCAAUCGUCCCAAGAAACUGGUGGAGACUUGGAGCUCCGAUGAGUACGAGGAGUUCCUGUCCACCAAGGACAUAAUAGCGCUGAUUGAGCAGAAGGAGCAGCUGGAACAGAAGCGUAAGCGCAAGACCAGCGAGGCGAAUACCCAGCCGGAGCCAGUUGCUCCACCUGUGGCCAGCAAAAAAUCCCAGACACCUCAGGCGACCACAGGAAAGCGGAAGAAUCGCGCCAGCGAAAGAAAACCUGCACCUGUCGAGCCGGAGCAACCAAAGCCACGUGCCAGGCAAAGAAACCAGCCACCGCCACCUGCACCAGCACAUGUGCCUCCCGUUGUCCAGCCUCCGCCAGCGUCAGAAGUGGUAACUCCCUCUGCCAGGGGAAAGUCCAAGGCAGCAGCCAAGAGCAAAACUCCAGCGGCCAAGACAACAAACAACCGCAAGAGGCGAUCCAAUGAAAAGUCAAGGGUGCAGGAAAGUAAGGAGGAUGAGGAAGAGAUGCCGGCGGAGGUGGAAGUGGAGCCACCAGCCAGGACACGCAGCUCCAGGCAGCAGCCCAAAGUAAAGGCCACUGAACCGGAGAAAGAACCAACGCCACCACUACCACAACCACCACUGCCCGCAGCUGCACAGGAACCUCAAAGGGAGAGAAGCAAGGUGCGUCACAGUAAUCAGCAGCAACCACUGCCGUCAGCACCGCAUCCCAGGAGCAGCUCCGCCGCCACGACCAGCAGCACCACCAAUAACAACAACAACAGCAGCAGCAGCAAUAAGAAUCUGAAGGGCAAGCGGAAAUCGCAGACCAGCCGGCAAUCGCCGGCGCGAAGAAAGCGGCCAGCAAGCGAGAAGCAGCUGUACUACUGGAGUAGCUCCAGCGACGAUGAGUUCGGACGCCUGGACGACGAGGUGGAGGCCGCAGACGGAGCAUCCCGCGGCGGAGGAGCAGGCAGCGAGCAGAGAGAUGGGGAUCGAAUGGAAAUGGAGCCGGAGGAGGCGUCGCCGUCGCCGGGCAAACACUUCGAGGAGAACGAGCCGUACCAGAAGCACGGCUGGAUCGUGGGCGACUCGCACAAGAAGCUCGUGAAGCUGCUGGCCAUCGCCAAGGGCAGCAAGAAGGGGGACAACUGCGGUGUCAAGCGGCGCACGCCCAAGCGCAAGUGCUAGGAGUGG
Messenger RNA from Drosophila santomea, 11499 nucleotides. RefSeq lists its product as uncharacterized. The transcript has 3 exons. Gene Ontology annotation, cellular component: intracellular membrane-bounded organelle; cytoplasm; vesicle. The record is from RefSeq and is a predicted model, not a curated record. Gene Ontology annotation, molecular function: clathrin binding. Gene Ontology annotation, biological process: clathrin-dependent endocytosis; clathrin coat disassembly. Bases 1015 to 11493 code for a protein of 3492 amino acids. Lineage: Eukaryota; Metazoa; Arthropoda; Insecta; Diptera; Drosophilidae.